AUGGCUGAUGAUUUCAAAAGAUCUCUGUACAAACAGCUACAAAGUGUUGAAGGUCUUCAUGCCAUUGUGGUGACGGACAGAGAUGGCGUCCCAGUUAUCAAAGUUGCCAAUGACAACGCUCCCGUCCAUGCCUUGAGACCGGGUUUCCUAUCCACGUUCGCUCUGGCCACAGACCAGGGCAGCAAACUGGGCCUGUCCAAGAACAAAAGCAUCAUCUGCUACUACAACACCUACCAGAUCAUCCAGUUCAACCGUCUGCCCCUGGUCAUCAGUUUCAUUGCGAGCAGUAACGCCAACACAGGUCUGAUCAUGAGCCUGGAGAAGGAACUGGCUCCUCUAAUAGAUGAUCUGAGACAGGUGGUGGAGGUGACAUGA
Molecule: messenger RNA, 375 nt
Organism: Knipowitschia caucasica
Lineage: Eukaryota; Metazoa; Chordata; Actinopteri; Gobiiformes; Gobiidae
Source: the annotation of a GenBank genome assembly